This is a messenger RNA of Symbiodinium sp. CCMP2592, 1092 nucleotides long. The record is from the annotation of a GenBank genome assembly. NCBI's taxonomy places the organism in Eukaryota, Dinophyceae, Suessiales, Symbiodiniaceae.
AUGUCGUCAAUCGGCCAGAGCGGUGGCACUGACCCGCGACUUCUUGGCCGCGAAGCCUUAGAUUUCCGCCAGCUGCAUGAGGAGCCCGCCACCGUCCCUGCACGUGGCAGGCCCAGUGAAACCACAGCUGCUAUGCUCCUGCCACAGGAGUUGAAACCAACAGAAAAGGCGCCAGCUGAGUACAAGGCUUGUACUCAGCUGGUCGUGCGGACAGCUCCCACAAGAUUCCACGGUCUGGUGGGCGGUGCCUGGCAGAGGGCGCUGCACGCUCGCUUCCAGCCGGAGACUGUUGCAGCCACAGCCCCUUUGUCAGACGGCGCGAAGAAGAUGGACUCCGUCUUAACCGAAGCAUCACCGUCGCCGGAGAGCGACUGGUGGCUGGACAUGCAAGGCCGUACAGCUGAACCUUUGCUGCGGUCGAAGUUCUUCUGCUCUUCUGGCGGUACUUACGGCACGGUGCCAGGCGGCCUUCAGCAUUGUGGACGCGUGGUCCCGGAUGGAGAUCGCGGGAGAUCCGACUCAGGCUCUGGUUCUCGCGUGAUUAUUUGGGGUCAGUUUGGAGUGCAAGCGGGUUUCAGUUCUGAGCAACGUGCCCCGCCGCCCUUUCAGCUCGCAGCACAUGCACUGAUCGAGAACUGGGCCCAAAUGUCAAUCGGCCAGAGCGGUGGCGCUGACCCGCGACUUCUCGGCCGCGAAGCCUUUGAUGUCCGCGAACUGCAUGAGGAGUUGAAACCAACAGAAAAGGCGCCAGCCGAACACAAGGUGGAUGAGGUCGUGCAGACGGCUCCCACAAGAUUGGGCGUUCUGAUGGGCGGCGCAUGGCAGAGGGCUUUGCACGCACGCUUCUCCAGCACAACAGACGAAUCCGAGGAUGCAGCCGACCAGGCAUCCUUCCAUCCCGGUGAUUUCCGCAUGCUGCCUCCUAGUCCUAGUGCGUGGGAGGCUUUGCACGCUCGCUUCCAGCCGGAGACUGUUGCAGCCACAGCCGAGACUUCUGCCUUCGCCUCAGUGCUCCUGGCCCCGUGGUCACACGGCCCGAAGAAGAUGGACUCCGAACCUUUGGACGCCCGGCUGAAUUAUGCAAACUGCUGA